Meloidogyne enterolobii is the source of this 606-nucleotide messenger RNA. Lineage: Eukaryota; Metazoa; Nematoda; Chromadorea; Rhabditida; Meloidogynidae. The record is from the annotation of a GenBank genome assembly.
AUGAAUGAUAAAAGAAAAAUUCACCCAUUACAAGCAACUCAGGUUUCUACUAUUUCUGAUGAAUUUGGUCAGCGUAGAUCCAUCAGUUCACAUAGUGAUUUGAACAAAUUGGGACAUGAGGAAACUAGCCUUUAUGGAGGUCUUAAAAUACAGACGAACAACAUUAAUACAAAGACAAAUGAAUCUCCAAAGCAACAAAACAACAUCAACGAUCCAGUUAUUAUCCUUGAUAAUUUAAACGAUUUAAAACAACAUUCAAUAAAUUCUCGUGCUUCUUCUCAAUCAACAGCUCCAAUUUAUAGCAGGCAUUUAACACUUUCACUUCAAAGGCAACAACAUUCAAGUACACCAACACCUUCCUUUCAAUCUCCCGCUGGCGGCAAUUUACCUUCUUCAUAUGCUACAAUAACACGUCUUCAUAAAUUGUGGGUUUAUUUAAAAUUUUUUAAAUUGUUUUUAACGAGUAAUUUCCCGCGAAUUUGUUUGACAAAAACAAACAAAAAAUCAGUGUCUUUUAAUUUCUUAAAAUUUAUUUUUAAAUUGUAUUUUUCGUUAAAAACAUCUAUUUACUAUGUAGUCUUCACGUUCAACUAUAUAAUUAAUUAA